AUGUCGGCGCGUAUAUUCGGGCAAUUACGGGCCCUUCUCUCGCGUGUGCGCCGCGACGCAUGCUUAGUUUCCGGGUCACAUGAUGCCUGUCAUGGCAGCCUCCGUGGCCUGGGGAGGCGUGAAUGCUGGGUUCCUGCUGCGGGCGGCCAGGGGUGCCUGGUGGUGCCGAUCCGGGGGCUUUUGGGGGUCCGGGGAGACGGCGGCGCCUGCGAUAGCCAAGAAGUUCCGGGCGACAGGCUCGCGCCCGGCGGGGGAGGAAGAAGCCGGCUGUCCCGAGCGGCCUGGGGACGUGGUGAACGUGGUGUUCGUAGACCGGUCAGGCCAACGGAUUCCGGGGCCUGUGAAGCCUCCCUGGCGUGCUCCACCUGCCACGUGUAUGUGAGCGAGGACCACCUGGACCUUCUGCCUCCUCCUGACGAGAGGGAGGACGACAUGCUGGACAUGGCCCCCCUCCUCCAAGAGAACUCCCGGCUGGGCUGCCAGAUUGUGCUGACACCUGAGCUGGAAGGGGCUGAAUUCACCCUGCCCAAGAUCACCAGGAACUUCUACGUGGACGGCCACGUCCCCAAGCCCCACUGACACAGGCAGCUGGAUGGUCCCAGACACUCACGGCCCCAGGGCCAGGACUGGAGGAAUAGCCAAGUUGCCAGCCCCGCCCAGAGCACGGGACAGGCCCGGGAGAGAUGGCGGAAGGAACCGGAAGGCCAGAACCCCUGCUUCAGAGAGAUCCCACGUCCAGGCUCUGGUGGGGACAGGGCCCCUGUUGGGGCAGCCUCCCCCAAACCCCUGAGAAUGGGGGUGUGGAUAGGGGUGGACUCUAAUCGGAGAGAUAAUAAAACCGUCUCACAGA
Messenger RNA from Eubalaena glacialis (North Atlantic right whale), 850 nucleotides. RefSeq names its product ferredoxin 2 (gene FDX2). The transcript has 5 exons. Lineage: Eukaryota; Metazoa; Chordata; Mammalia; Artiodactyla; Balaenidae. Gene Ontology annotation, molecular function: 2 iron, 2 sulfur cluster binding. Gene Ontology annotation, biological process: positive regulation of oxidoreductase activity; P450-containing electron transport chain. Bases 1 to 579 code for a protein of 192 amino acids. Gene Ontology annotation, cellular component: mitochondrion. The record is from RefSeq and is a predicted model, not a curated record.